This is a messenger RNA of Aptenodytes forsteri (emperor penguin), 2592 nucleotides long. RefSeq names its product DET1 and DDB1 associated 1 (gene DDA1). The annotation marks the transcript as partial. Lineage: Eukaryota; Metazoa; Chordata; Aves; Sphenisciformes; Spheniscidae. Gene Ontology annotation, biological process: positive regulation of proteasomal ubiquitin-dependent protein catabolic process. The record is from RefSeq and is a predicted model, not a curated record. The transcript is spliced from 5 exons. Gene Ontology annotation, cellular component: Cul4-RING E3 ubiquitin ligase complex.
GUUGGUUUUUUGAGUUUGCCUUUCCCCAGAGGAAAUGAGGCAUCUGUUCAGGUGCUGGUUUUUCACUUCCACACAGGAUGUUCCAUCAGCUUCGCUAGCUUGGCCGGGGUACGCUUUCCUUGGUUAAAGAGUGGCAGAAGGCACACAGGGGGAGCGUUUCCUCGUGACAUUAUACGGGAGGCAGAUUUUUUGAAAGGAUUACCGGUCUACAACAAAAGCAACUUCAGCAGAUUCCAUGCGGAUUCUGUAUGUAAAGCAUCAAAUAGAAGACCAUCGGUAUAUCUUCCCACGAGAGAAUAUCCAUCCGAACAAAUCAUAGUAACAGAAAAGACAAAUAUACUUUUGCGUUAUUUACAUCAGCAGUGGGACAAAAAGAAUGCAGCAAAGAAGAGAGAUCAAGAGCAAGUGGAAAUAGAAGGUGAGAAUUCGGCGCCACCACGGAAAAUCGCUCGGACAGACAGCCAGGAUAUGAACGAGGACACUUAAACUCUUGGCUUUCUCCUCGACUACUUUGCAGGCGCUUCCUGUUUUGUCUCAAAGUGUGUAAAUUUUGCCCCUUGCCCCCAUCUCUCACCCCUCCACUAUGCAGCCCAAACCACUUCUGACUUCAUAGGAGCCAAUGUAUUUAUUUUUUUUUCCUCUCCAUUUUUUUAUUUAUGCCGUAAAACUUACGGAGCAGUGGUGGAACAAUUCAGUAAAUGGUGUAGUAUAACCUUAGUUCCUCCUUUCUAAAAAUAUACACUGUCACUUUCACAGGUUUUGUUGAAUCUGUUACCUAAUCAACCAGAUCUAGCUGUGGGAGCCUGGGUGGGAGCCACGGGUUAUUACAGAACCCUUCAGUGGUAUAGGCUUUCCGAUUCAUGUACCCGUUGACAUAUUCCAGACAUAUUCCAAGUGGUUAACUCUUCUUUGGAUGUGCCCAGUCCAGCCGUAAGUGUGGGGCCUCGCUAUUUCUCGCAAAUAUUUGGAAACUGGCACUGCACUAAAAAAAAAAAUCAUGGGUGUCAUUUAGGGUUAUGUUGAUCUUGGCAAACGUGUUGUUGUCAACUUGAUCUAUCGGUUGUAUUCUUUUGGUCUGUUCUGUAAGGGCCACGGUCAUUUGGCAGCGUACGUUAUCUCAUGCAUCAGUGGUCAUGGAGAGUUCAAGUGAAAGGUGUGUUGCUUUUGUUGCUCUUAAAUUCUAACCGUCUCUUGGUCUUGAACGGACUGACAUGUGCAACUUCUCCGUUGGAAUAAAAGGAUACUCUUGUCCUAUUCCGAGUAUUUGCCUAACAGUGUAUGUAAGCACCGGCUGAUGGAAUGGAGUUGGGCAGGCACCCUGCAGGCAGCGCUUGGCUGGAUGAGUCUGAGAGCACCUCGGCGACUAGAUCUAGUUCUCUGUCUCAACUGCCGGCUCUGAAUAAUGGUACGUUGUAUUUUCCUGCGAUAUCGUCAUGUCUGGAAUGAAGUCCAGGACUUGGAGUUGAUCAAAAUGUGAGCUUCCAUGGUCUCUGAUGAAGACCAAUCUCUUUUGGACUGUGACAGUUCAGUGCCUGUCGCCUGUAACCCUUCACUGACUCUUCAAUAAGAGCCAAAAUGGAGACCUGUAAGUCGUCUAGGUGGAUUCAGAAGUUCAGAGACUAAAAGGAAACGAGCAUCAUCACCUGAAGGGGACAGGAAAGGUGUAGCUUAGUAAUGAUGUCUUGUCUGCUUUAACGUAAGAAGCUGACUUCACACUGUGUUAGUUUAAAUUGUUGCAUUUAUAGCUGUGGUUUUUUUUCUCGUUGACAAAUCCUAAAUGCCAAUUCAAGAAAUCGCACGAAUGUUUUUCUAGAGAUCCUGGAUAAGCCUCGUUUUGAGUGGCUGUGGCGGCCGCGAGCUUUGAGGGUUUCUGCUGUCCCCUUGUCCACGGCAUCCCUGUCCAACCAGGGGACGCCACGUCUUCAGGUUUGGGGGCGAAGGGAACACGAAGGGAGAGAAACUGUUGCUGACGACCGUAUGUUGCAAGGCAGAACCUUAGGAAGAGCAGGGCACAGCUCGCGUUGCAUUUUUAAGUAUACAUUAGGCACCAAGUUUCUGAUGCAGUGAGUGAAUUUAACUUAACACUGAGUAGUUUUAGAACUUUGUAUCUGCCUCAAAAAACGUUACCUUUUUGCUAUGGCAGUAACCUCCAAAUUACUGGAAUGUCGUUGAAAAUGCCAACUGUGUUGGUGAAGAUAAAAUACACUUGGGUUUCCGUGUGAUUUACUGGCGACUGCAAGAGGACUCCUCCCAGAGUUGCGCUGUCAAAAAGUGCUUUUGUGCGAAGCGCAAGACGUUGACUGAAGAUGCCGUGUUAGCGCCCGGCCUCGCGGGGAUCAUCUGAAGCUGAAACUGAAGAAUCCUCUGAAGAGCCCUGAGAUACCAAAAGAGGAAACGAACGUGCAGCUGGUGGUAAAGUGUGACCAAUUUGUGUGUUUAGCAAAGCUUGAGAGCUGCGACCUUGCAGUAAUGUUUGUACAGUGCUUUAAAGUUGUAAAAUGCUGUAUAAUUCUCGAUUGAUACGGCAAGGUUUGAGCUUUGCUGACUUCUCUGCUAGACAGAGUGAUGUACUAUUAAAGAGAGUUGGCAGUU